Messenger RNA from Theobroma cacao (cacao), 999 nucleotides. NCBI's taxonomy places the organism in Eukaryota, Viridiplantae, Streptophyta, Magnoliopsida, Malvales, Malvaceae. The record is from RefSeq and is a predicted model, not a curated record.
UAUAUAAAAGAGGAUCAGCUUCCAAUUACGUUCUAUCUAUUUAUCUAUUUAAUAAUUAGAGAAAGUACAAGAAGUCUCUACUCCUUACGUCUUUUGGAAAGGAAAAAGCAAACCAGGACCCUCUUCUCAUUUCUAUAUAUAGCUUGCUCAUUCCACUUCUCACCCAUCGAAGAAGAGAUCAAAGCAAAGCCAUUUAUUACUCUUUUCUCAGAAGAUUUCCAUCAGCUUCAAAGUUUCCAAACAUGUCACUCAUUCCCAGCAUCCUCGGAGGCCGACGAACCAAUGUCUUUGAUCCAUUUUCACUGGACAUAUGGGAUCCUUUCGAUGGCUUCUUUAGCUCAACGCUUGCCAACGUGCCCUAUUCAGGACGUGAAGCCUCAGCUUUUGCCAAUGCAAGGGUCGACUGGAAAGAGACCCCGGAAGCGCAUAUCUUCCAAGCUGACCUCCCGGGGCUGAAGAAAGAAGAGAUGAAAGUUGAGAUUGACGAAGGUAGGAUCCUCCAGAUAAGUGGGGAGAGGAGCAAAGAAAAAGAAGAGAAGAAUGACAAGUGGCACCGCGUCGAGAGGAGCAGUGGCAAGUUCCUGAGGAGGUUCAGGUUGCCUGAAAAUGCAAAGAUGGAUCAGGUUAAGGCUAGCAUGGAAAAUGGUGUACUUACUGUAACUGUUCCCAAGGCGGAGGAGAAGAAACCUGAAGUCAAACCCAUUGAGAUUUCUGGCUAAAAAAUGUUCGAGUCAAAAAAAUUACUAUGAAGGGAAAAAUGUGUGGCUGUGUUUUGUUUUGUCUCUGUGUUGUCAUGGCCUGCUGGAUUGAGGAUCCUUGUAAUUAAAUCCAAAUAAAGAUUGAGUGUUAUUUGCUUUCUAUCUUAUCACUUGUCAGGUUUCCACUUAACUGGAUCAUCCUUUUACAUUUCUGGAACGAAAAGACAGCCUAUCAAUGUAACCAAUAAUUAGUACAGCUUACUCAAACUUAAGCUGGGUUAUGUUCUGCAGUAUGCAUACA